CUCCUCCGUCCCUCCUCACUCACCGCCUCCGUCUCUCCCCCAAUUUUUUAUAUGUCUUCGGUUAUGGCUACCAGCAGAAAUCAUUCUUCAGGCGAAAACAUAGAUCGAUUUAUUCCGAACAGGUCGGCCAUGGAUUUCGGGUUUGCUCACUGCAUGCUAACCCAGUCAAACCAAUUGGGCAAAAAGGAUUUUGCAUGGUCGUGGUUACCGAAUCCUCUGAGUCGAGAAAGUUAUAAGGAAAAAUUGGCUGAGGCCCUUGGAGUGAACCACACCAGAAUACUAGCCUUCAAGAACAAGCCAAAGCAUGAGUCUCUUUCUGCAACUCUUGAAAGCACAUCCUCCAAGCUCUUGCGAGAUAUUCCUCAGAGACCCUGCCAUAUGUUGAAGGCUCUUGGUCUCAGAGACGAUUCGUCUUUGAAUUUAAUGGACUGGAGUAACAGCAACGUCUUUUGCAUUGCCCUUGAGCAUACAAUAUGCCUAUGGAAUCCCUUAGAUGACUCUUUCUCAGAAGUCGUCACUUUCAAUGAUGAAGAUGGUCCAGUUACAAGCAUUAGCUGGGCUCCUGAUGGACGGCGAUUAGCAAUUGGUUUGUUCAAUUCUCGUGUACAGCUAUGGGAUACUACGACAACUAAGCGGCUAAGAACAUUCAAACACGGACGCCAAGGUCAAGUAGGUUCACUAGCUUGGAACGAUCAUCUUCUCACAACCGGAGGAGCAGAUACACAAAUCAUAAACAACGAUGUUCGAAUCAAAUCUCAUGUUGUUGCAACCUAUGAGGGACAUUCUGGGGAGAUAACUGGAUUGAAAUGGGCUGAUUCAGGGGAACGAUUAGCCAGUGGUGGGAAAGAUAGAUUAAUUCACAUAUGGGACAGGUCCAUGGCAUCUUCGAAAUCGUCCACCCACCAAAUCCAAUGGCUUCACAAGCUUGCAGGUCACAGAGGGAGAGUGAACGCACUAGCUUGGUGUCCGUUCCGACUAAACCUACUCGCUUCCGGUGGUGGAGGUGAUAACCACGAUAAGUGCAUCAACUUCUGGAACACUUGCACUGGUACGAGCGUCAACUCUAUAGACACAGGUUCACAAGUGAGUGCUUUGCUGUGGAAUAAGAAGGAACACGAAUUGCUGAGUUCGCAUGGAUCUCCCCAUAACCAGCUCAUACUUUGGAAGUACCCUUGUAUGAUGAAGAUGGCUGAGCUCACUGGUCAUGUGUCUGGUGUGCUAUCCAUGGCUGAGAACCCUAAUGGGUGUACUGUGGCAUCAGCAGCCGCGGAUGGGACGGUGCGUUUAUGGGAUAUCUUUGGAAACUCAAGAGCGGCUAAACCAAUGCGAAAGAUUAAGACAAGCCCUCAUGAAGAGCCUUUUGCUGCUAAUUAUUUCAACCGCAUCCGUUGA
This is a messenger RNA of Prosopis cineraria, 1392 nucleotides long. Its product is annotated as cell division cycle 20.2, cofactor of APC complex-like. NCBI's taxonomy places the organism in Eukaryota, Viridiplantae, Streptophyta, Magnoliopsida, Fabales, Fabaceae. The record is from RefSeq and is a predicted model, not a curated record. Bases 52 to 1392 code for a protein of 446 amino acids. Gene Ontology annotation, molecular function: ubiquitin ligase activator activity; protein binding; anaphase-promoting complex binding. Gene Ontology annotation, biological process: positive regulation of anaphase-promoting complex-dependent catabolic process; anaphase-promoting complex-dependent catabolic process; positive regulation of ubiquitin protein ligase activity. The transcript has 4 exons. Gene Ontology annotation, cellular component: anaphase-promoting complex.